This is a messenger RNA of Colletotrichum acutatum, 618 nucleotides long. RefSeq names its product At2g23090 like protein. NCBI's taxonomy places the organism in Eukaryota, Fungi, Ascomycota, Sordariomycetes, Glomerellales, Glomerellaceae. The transcript has 4 exons. Bases 171 to 395 code for a protein of 74 amino acids. The record is from RefSeq and is a predicted model, not a curated record.
GUCGUCCGAGGGGCAGCAGAAAAAAAAAGGUCAGUCGGUCUGCGCCCGCCUGAGCCUCUUUUUCUUUCUCACUUCACGAACUCUCACGAACUCUUCACAACCGUUAUCGACUUCUUACACUCGACUUCGCUAUACCGACAGUACCUCUACCUCCCACAAACAUCAUCAAAAUGGGUAACGGCGCAAAGGCUCAGCAGAAGCGUGAUCGCAACGCCAAGGACGCGAAGCCCAAGGGCUCUCAGCUCAAGGUGAACGCCGCCGCCAAGGACAUCCAGUGCCAGAUCUGCAAGUCCACCUUCCUGAAGACCACCAAGGCUCCCGCUCUCACCGAGCACGCCGAGAACAAGCACAGCAAGGGCCUCGCUGACUGCUUCCCCGCCUUCGUUGCCGCAUAAUUUUGAAAGAGAGAAGAGACACCGAGAGUGAGAGGAGUCAUGAACAGGACGGAGUUGUGAGGAGUUCUAGGGACGAGCAUGGCGGUACGGCGUGAUGUUGAAGAAAUGAUGGGCGGAGUCGGUCAAGAUUUGGCCCGGGGCAUGCAGCGAAAAGGCGUAAUUUGAAAUCUUGCCCUCUUUAUUUUCGGAAAAUCAAAGAAAAAAAUACGAUCAAACGAGUACA